This is a messenger RNA of Mauremys mutica (yellowpond turtle), 2121 nucleotides long. Its product is annotated as secretory immunoglobulin A-binding protein EsiB-like. The transcript is spliced from 9 exons. Gene Ontology annotation, molecular function: protein binding. The coding region runs from base 481 to 987 and encodes 168 amino acids. The record is from RefSeq and is a predicted model, not a curated record. NCBI's taxonomy places the organism in Eukaryota, Metazoa, Chordata, Testudines, Geoemydidae.
GGAACCCGGAUCCCACUACUAGCCAAUCACCGCAGAGUGGAGACGGGCCUUAGCUAAGGCUCCGGAACCAAUCAUAUGCCAACGACGGGGAGGGGCUGGCGGUGUUGUGUGACUGACAGGAGCGGGCGACCCGCUUACUCCAGUCCUUAAGGGAGACCCCGCCCAUAUUUCAGGGAAAACAACAACAACAACAAACCCCACCAAGUGCAGAUCUUCAUGCAACAUUGAUGUUGUACAGCUUUUCAUCCAGAGAUCAGUCUGACAGUCUGGACAGACAGAACACACUUGUGAGAUAGGCAAGUAUCACCAUUUUCAACAGGUGACAUUUACAAAAUCAAGAACACAGCUGGACAAAGAAAAGUGUAGAACUGGUACCAACAUAAAUUACACAUCAGAUAUUAAAACAUUAAAUAAAUAUUAUGUACACUUAAUUUAGCCACCUAUAACAAAGGACUACAAACACCAAGGAAUGAGAGAGAGAUGUGGAGGAACAUGAAAUCCAUGGUACAGCGGAAACAGAAAGGAAGGAACCAGGCAGAUGGUGCUGGGACGGGGGGGACGAACCUUUCCCAGAGGAGUAAGAAACCACCUCAUUACGAGUGGAGUAAAUGGGAGUUGCUGGCUAUGAUUGUCCCCGUCCUCCUUCUGCUUUACAUCUUUCUGUGCUAUGAGAACUUCCAUUUCCACGUGGCUCAUAUGUAUGCCCACCUGGGGUACCCCAAUGCCCAACACAUUGUGGGACAGAGAUAUCUGCAAGGAGCCGGUGUGGAAAAGAAUGAGGAGAUGGCCAUGCAUUGGUUCAGGGAAGCCGCAGAGCAGGGCCACCCCCACUCCUCCUUUAACCUGGCUGUGGGAAAGCUGAAGAACAUGACCAUGUCACUUGACAAAGGGGAAGUGGAAAAUCUCCUCAGUGCGGCUGCAGGUCAUGGGCUCCAAGAAGCUCAGGAACUUUUAGACGUCAUCAUCAGGAACAGAAAUCUUCCUUGAUGGACCCCAAAAGAGAUGGCAGCACUCUCACCUUUCUAGUCCGUUUACUUGGGUACUGUAGCACAUCUUUUCUUCUCUGUCUUUGAUCAAUUUCUGGUCAUUUACUUUUGGAAACCUUCGAUGGGACACUGCAUUUGUCUUGCACUGAAUCACUGUACUUAGAAUGAAUGGCAUUUUGUAUUGUAUGAUGCAGGAAGAAAUACUAUUAUAUCCAGCCAUCUUGAUUUAACAUGACAGAACUUUGUCUUGAAUCCAACUUGAUCACCACUCAGCACAGAUUUGCUCAUGCCUCAGUCUUACAACAAGCUGCUAUUCAAUUUGAUCAUAGUACAAAGAGUGCUCUGGGGAUACAGAAAGAUAAUAGAAGUGAUCAGCACAUAAAUAGCUUUCCUUUUGUUUGUAGCUCACUACACUUGUACAGUGCUAGUGUCAUUCGCUUGCAAGUAGCUGGGAGCAGCUUCCAUGCCAGAGGCUGUGCAUGAACAGCCCAGGAGUGGGGGUUCUCACAGCAGAGCAGGGUAAGGCUGGCUUCCAGAGUUAAGGAUUGGAGAGGCCUAGCAGAUCACUGGUCCAGAUAACACCAGAAGGAAACGUUACACCUCCAUGUUCCUUGGCUCAAGCAUUUAUACCAUCCUCAGGCCUAGCAUUUAUUUGAAAUUAACCAUUUCAGUGUGAUUUAGAAUUGUUUAUUUUCCUGGCCCAUCCAGUGUCUUUUUUCCUAACAUUCUUUUUUAAAGUCUAGAAAACACAGAAGACAGUACAGUGUCUGCCACUACCUGCAGAGUGUAACAGAACCUGAGCCUCUUCUCCCUUCCCCUUAAUGUCAACUUAAAAAGGAAAAGCAAAGGCAGAAGCAAAAUAAGUUCUCUGGCCCUAGAAUCUGAAUGGAUCUUGUUUCCAUUGCAUAUGACAAUUACCAACCACAGGCCUGAGCCUUUGAAGGCGACGGAAAUCUUUCUAUUGAUGUUAGUGAGUUUUGUAUCAUGCCCUCUGUCAACUGUUUUUAAAUCUCCCCCCCACCCACACACACCUGCUUUAGCUCCAGCACUGCAAUCCUGUCCUUUUAUUUGAAAACUAGAUCUGUGCUAUAUGUAAACAGCAUGUUGUCAAACAGUGACCCACCAAUAAAGUACA